Molecule: messenger RNA, 450 nt
Organism: Pterocles gutturalis (yellow-throated sandgrouse)
Lineage: Eukaryota; Metazoa; Chordata; Aves; Pterocliformes; Pteroclidae
Product: scale keratin-like
Exons: 3
Cellular component (GO): intermediate filament
Molecular function (GO): structural constituent of cytoskeleton
Source: RefSeq, a predicted model, not a curated record
AUGUCCUGCUACGACCUGUGCUCCCCCUCUGCCUGCGGCGUCUACCGCCCCCAGCCCCUCGCUGACAGCUGCAACGAGCCCUGCGUCCGCCAGUGCCCUGACUCCACCACUGUGAUCCAGCCUCCUCCAGUCGUCGUCACCUUACCCGGCCCCAUCCUCAGCUCCUUCCCCCAGGAUUCAGUUGUGGGAUCUGCUGGUGCAGCCUGUCUGUAUGGCUAUGUCGGCUCCCUGGGUUACAGGGGUCUGUAUGGCUGGGGUAGACCCUAUUUUGGUUCUGCNNNNGGCGCUGGGGGUCUGUAUGGCUAGGGGGCCUACGGGGGUCUGUAUGGCUAUGGGGGCUCCCUGGGUUACAGGGGUCUGUAUGGCUGUGGUAGACCCUAUUUUGGUUCUGGUUAUUGCAGCCCUUACUGGUACAACAGGUACAGCCGUGGCAGCUGCGGGCCCUGCUAA